GGACACAUUUUACACCACGGCAACACGCAACAAAAACAUCCUUGCGUCGGUCAACGUACAAAGGCCCAAAUGAGCGGACAAGGAGCGGCGAGAUUCGCAGUGUACAAACUUUCUAAAUAAGGGAAUUGCUUCUCUAGCGGAAACCCGAAUUCCGUAGCCCGCCCUGAGCCAUGGCCAGAGGAUUAAGGGCAGCUUCCGGGAAGAAGCACGAAUGAGGGGGAUUCUUCCCUGAGUCUAAAGCCUUAGGCCAAUUAAGUCUCUUCGUCCGCCUGUAAUCAUGCCAUGAAUCCAUAGCCUCGGGGCUCCAGGCUGGGGUAGCGUCACACCUCUCGGACUCCGCCCCUCUUAUUUGCAUAGGAAAGCCCGAGCAACCAAUGGGAGUGAAUCGUGGCAAAGGGGCAUUGAAGGGAUAAUGUUCCCUCUCCCUUGGAAUCUCCUCCUUCCCUGCCUGCUUGAGAGACUGCCGGCCUGAGAGACACCCGCUGACACAGGGAGACUGCCUGGAAAAAACUGCCGUGGGAGGCAGAGACUGUAGGGGAAAGGAGCCAAUAGUACAGUGGUACCAGCAUUACAUGUAACAAGCCGGAUAAGCGAUAUAGAGAGCGCCAAGCUCCUGUCACUGAGCGGAACGCAGAGCAGUCGCUAUCGCCUGGGGCUCCGACACCAGCACUCACUGGAAGGAUGACAGAAGCCACUAAACUGAGACAGUGACCGCUUGGCAGACAAAGACACAGCGCCACCAGGAGAUAGUCACAUCUCGCUUGGGAACUGAUCGGAUCCUAUAACCGGCACAGGGAGAUGCCUGCUAUAGACUGAUCGGCUUGGUCCAGUGUCUGUAGGCUCUAAAUCGGCUCCAGCAAACGGCUUGGAUUACACGUACUUCAGGGAGAGCAGACUGAGCUGGAACAAUGAACUAUCUGAAUGUGUUGGCCAAAGCUCUUUAUGAUAAUGUGGCUGAGUCACCUGAUGAGCUGUCUUUUCGAAAGGGGGAUAUCAUGACUGUUCUUGAACGAAACACUCAGGGUCUUGAAGGCUGGUGGCUUUGUUCUCUACAUGGAAGACAGGGGAUUGUCCCAGGAAACAGGCUGAAGAUUCUGGUGGGAAUGUAUGACAAGAAACAGGGUUCUGGUGACCAGUGUCAACAGAAGCCUCAGCAACAAACACAACAGCAGCCGCCCCAAAUUCCACUGAAUUAUCAACCCCAGGGGGUCUAUAAUGUGGUCACAUCAUCAAAUCAGUAUACACCAAUGCAUUCUGCUUACCAGAGCCCAGGUGGAGAACACGUAUAUUUGAUGCCAGCAUCUUCUAAGGGGCAGCAGGGGCUCUAUCAGAACCCUCAGGGGCCACAGCAUCCAGGGCAAAUAACCCCAUCAAAACAACCCUCCUUGUACCAGAACCAGCCUGCUCAGCACCCAUUUCCAAGCCAAGUACAAGACAUCUAUCAGGUUCCACCAUCUUUGAACCAAUCACAGGAACUCUACCAGGUUCCAGUGGGAUCCAUAAGUCCUCCUCAGCCUCACGAUGUUUAUCAAGUCCCACCCUCUUCUGGAACAGUACAAGACAUAUAUCACGUUCCACCUUCAAUUACCUCUUCACAGGAAAUAUAUCAAGUGCCACCAUCCAUGGAUAUGAGGGCAGUGGAGGUCAGAAAGGCGCCUGGGAAGGUUGUCCUUCCUACACGUGUUGGCCAACUUUAUGUUUAUGAUACACCCAAGUUGGAGCAGCAGGAUGAAUAUGAUGUUCCCCGACACCUUGGCCCUUCAGGACCCCAGGAAAUCUAUGAUGUUCCUUCGCGAUGCUUAGUGAACAAUUACAGCCCAGAGGUAUAUGACAUUCCUCCUAUGGCUGUAAAAGGUCCAGUCAGCAGAGAACAAACACAAGAGAUUUAUGAUGUCCCUCCCAGCAUUGAAAAAAACCUACACGACCAGCUUCAGUCUCACUUAAUGAUAUAUGAUAUUCCACCAUCUGUCAGUAAAGAUGUUCCUGAUGGUCCUACAAGAGAAGAAACUUAUGAUUUUCCACCUACUUUCCCAAGUCAGAAAAUGCAGGGUCCGCCACAAGCUACAACUCAUGCUUUACAUGAACAUGAGCCAAACAUCCCAGAAGAAAUCUAUGAUAUCCCUCCUACUGCAAUUAAAGGCAGUGAUACAUCCUUUUCCCAAGAGAUCUAUGAUGUACCUCCUAGCCUUAGAAAGCCUGCAGGACAAACCUUCCAUCAUGAUGUUUAUGAUGUUCCAAGAGAGUUCCAUUCAGGAAAACCAACAACUGAGAGUGAGACAGAUUAUAUAUAUGAUGUUCCUCCUCAGGUGGACAGAGAGGUAAAAGCGGUUGAUGAAUUGGUUGGCAACUUUAAACGUCUCUCAGCUUCCAGUACUGGUAGUACGAGAAGUAACAUCUCUACUUCUUCACUUGACACCAUCCCAGUUAAAGAACCUGCUGUCAUUUUACCCAAACCUGCUGGAAAAGAGCUGAACCUUGAUUUAGAAGCAGCUAUGGAACUGCUGGUCAAGUUACAACAUGGUGUGAAUAGUUCAGUUUCUUACUUAAUGUCCUUUUUAAAUGGUCCCUGGAGGAGCCUGGAACAAAUGGAGGCUAACAUUCAGAGCAUUCAAUCAGCAGUGGAAGGAGUGAAAUCUGCAAUGAAGGAAUUGCUAGAGUUUGCCAGAGGAGCAGUAGUAAACUCAGCCCAAGCUUCUGAUAGGACUCUUCACACUAAACUAAGUAAACAGCUACAGAAGAUGGAAGAGGUUAACCAGCAACUGAUUAAACAUAGCCAAGCUUUGGACAAUUGUAACUGGUCCUUGAACAUUCUGGCAACUAACAAACAGAAUACAUCUGAUGACCUGGAGCGUUUUAUUAUGUAUUCAAAAGGAAUACCUGACGAUACUAAACAGCUGGCUUCCUUCUUACAUGGAAAUGCCUCUCUACUGUUUAAAAGGGCCAAGCAUCCGCUUUCUCUGAGUGAUUUGCAGGACAAUAGCAAUCACUUUUCUAAUAACAACAAUAACUUGUCGGUUGGGCAAACAGGACACACAGAAAAAGCUAGCAUACAAUCAAGACCCCUGCCAUCCCCUCCUAAGUUUUUAGCUGAGCAGUCUCCUGAAGGACAAUAUGAGAAUAAUGAAAGUGGUUGGAUGGAAGACUAUGACUAUGUACAUUUGCAGCUAAAGCAAUUUGAACGUCUGGAGGAGGAGGUAGUUCGACCAAUUGAGAGCGACCUUUCAAACUGGACGCCUCCUCAGCACUACAGCAAGGUACAGAGUGCACUCAGCAAUUCAGACCGACAGUUGCUUCUUUUCUACCAGGAGCAAUGUGAAGCCAAUGUGACCACCCUCACCAAUGCCAUUGAUGCCUUUUACAAUUCCAUCAGUAGCAACCAGCCUCCAAAAAUCUUUGUGGCUCACAGCAAGUUUGUCAUCCUUAGUGCACACAAGCUUGUCUUUAUUGGGGAUACCUUGUCACGCCAAGCCAAAGCUCAGGACAUACGAAAUAAAGUCACUCACCACAGUAACCUAUUAUGUGACAAGCUCAAGGAGAUUGUUCUCACCACCAAGACAGCUGCACUUCAAUACCCAUCUCCCGCAGCAGCCAAGGAUAUGGUUGAUAGAGUCAAAGACCUAAAUAGCAGUUCCCAACAGUUUCGAAUGGUUCUUGGUCAGCUAGUUGCAAUGUGAAUAAACACUGGCCUAGUAGCUUAGAGACUCUGCAUGUCUGAAGCUGAUAUGGAAUUAAAGAAGUUAGCCCAGUGAGCUUGCUGUGGCUGCCAAGUAUUGUUUGAUUCUUUACACUUAAAAGAAAAAACCUAAAGAGGCUGGCAAUGGAGGUUUAAUUGGAAUAUACACAAAUGGACAUUUCCUGGAGGAAUGUUGGACUAACUUUCAAUAUCAUUGUAAAUAUUGGGAAAUCUUUGUUAGAUAAUGUUAACAUGCUAAUUCUACAUUAUGGACUCAAGCUGUAUCAAAAAAGGCCAGAACCUAUGAUUUUUUUUGUUUAAAGAUUAUGCUUAUUCAUUAACCUUCAACGCCAAGAUGGUGUAAACAAUAAAAAAAAUUAAACAUUAAAAUAAGUAGGGUUAGUUGAAAAGAAUAUUAAAAUACUUCUAAAGUCCCAUGUAGCACUAUAUAAAAAAUGUAUGCCAUUUUCUGCUGUAUGAGAGACACUGAUCAUUUCUGUCUGCUUUGCAUUCAAAGAAAUUGGAAACUUCAUGAAAAUCUUUAAUUUCAUGAAGGUCAUUUAUUAACUCAUACACUAGAGUCAGCUGUAAACCAAUGUGUCUGGUACACAAGGGCCCUGAUUGCCCUUUCACUAAUUCUAAUCAAUCUGUUUGUUAAAAAACAGAAAAACACUAUUGAAAACACUAUUGAAUGAAUUCUGAAUUUUGACCCUGCCUGGGGAACUUACACUCAUGUAGCAUACAAAAUAAAUACAUGUAUAAAUGGUGUAACAAAAAAUGUAAUGAAAAUCAAAAAUAAGGUAUAUGGUAAUAAACACUGGCAUUUUUAAUUUGUCUGGUUAUAAGGAAAAACCUCCAUGUGGUUAUUUAAAGUAGGCUUGUCAUUUAAAAAGUAAAAAUAUUUGCCUGUUUAUAGAAGUCAGCACAUUAAUUUCACCAUUCUGUAAAUGUUCCAUAAACAUAUUGGCGUUGGUUAUUCUGCACAGGGAACCUAGCUACAUAUCCAUGUCUAUUUAUAUGAGAAAGAGCAGCCAUGUUGCACUCUAGACAUACCCUCAUUCAUAAACUGGAAAGGGUCUAUCUCAGUAUAAAGAUAUUGUAGGGUUUGUUUAUUUAUGGGUUGGCACAAUAUUCACAUCCCCCCUCCUUUAAAAAAUGAGCCCCUAUAUCUUGUCCAGCAUCUUCAAACCAAAAUUCCUUUAAAUGUAUAAGUAAGGUUUAUCACAGGAGAAGCCAAAAAAAAAAA
Xenopus tropicalis (tropical clawed frog) is the source of this 4919-nucleotide messenger RNA. It is a transcript of the gene bcar1, whose product is annotated as BCAR1, Cas family scaffold protein. Gene Ontology annotation, biological process: cell migration; cell surface receptor protein tyrosine kinase signaling pathway. Gene Ontology annotation, cellular component: focal adhesion; axon; cytoplasm. The coding region runs from base 909 to 3674 and encodes 921 amino acids. The record is from RefSeq and is a predicted model, not a curated record. NCBI's taxonomy places the organism in Eukaryota, Metazoa, Chordata, Amphibia, Anura, Pipidae. The transcript is spliced from 6 exons.